This is a messenger RNA of Meloidogyne enterolobii, 918 nucleotides long. The record is from the annotation of a GenBank genome assembly. NCBI's taxonomy places the organism in Eukaryota, Metazoa, Nematoda, Chromadorea, Rhabditida, Meloidogynidae.
AUGGAGGAUUGCGGGACGGGAUUCCGCAAAGAUCCCGCGCGGGAUCCCUCCCGUACCGACCUCUAUUUUACACACACCCACUUAUUUUCAUUAUUUCUUGUUUUAUUUUUAAUUUCCUUUGUAUGCUUCCACAUUUUUCUAGAUAAAAAAAACUUAAAAAUGUCUUCAAGAAAACCAACUCUAAAGCUUCCUCGUAAUUACGAAAUUGCACCGGGCGUUCUUCGUUUCUCAAAAGCUCGAAUGUUUCACAAACGCGGACUUUGGGAAAAGCUUAAAAAGCCUUAUCAGAAGCAAGAAAAAAAAGUUGAGGCAAAGGAGAAAUUCAUUGUUAAGAAAAUUGGAGGGGACAAAAAUGGAGGAGAAAGGAAGAUUCUUGUCCAAAAGCCACCUAAACUUCUUUCUCAAGUUCCUCAACUUCUUAAACGCAACAAACGCAAGACAAAAAAGGUUCCUCUUCGCAAGUCAAUUACUCCUGGGACUGUUUUGAUUAUUCUGGUUGGUCGUCAUCGUGGGAAACGUGUUGUCUUUUUGAAGCAAUUGGAAAAGUCUGGACUUUUACUUGUUACUGGCCCACUUAAAUUGAAUGCUUGUCCACUUCGCCGUAUUUCACAAUCUUUUGUUAUUGCUACCAGUACUAAAAUUGACAUCGGCAAGGUUGAGGUUCCCGUUCACGUUGAUGAUGCUUACUUCAAACGAAAGACUGGCAAGGUGGCUGACAAAUCAAAGGGUGGAAUUUUUGCUGAUGGUGCUAAACAGAAGUAUGAGGUUACCGAGCAGCGAAAAACGGAUCAGAAAGCUGUUGAUGCGGGUGUUUUGGACGCUAUCCGUGCUCAUCCUGAAAAGAAAUAUCUUUUUGGCUAUCUUGGUUCUCGUUUCCAUUUAGCUAAAGGGAUGUAUCCACAUAAGAUGAAUUUUUAA